Molecule: messenger RNA, 3651 nt
Organism: Diceros bicornis minor
Lineage: Eukaryota; Metazoa; Chordata; Mammalia; Perissodactyla; Rhinocerotidae
Gene: TAOK3
Product: TAO kinase 3
Exons: 22
Coding region: 354-3050 (898 amino acids)
Biological process (GO): execution phase of apoptosis; protein phosphorylation
Molecular function (GO): protein kinase activity; ATP binding
Source: RefSeq, a predicted model, not a curated record
GGCGGCGGCGGCGGCGGCGGCGACGCCGGGCCCGGGGGUGGUGACAGCAGGUCUGAGGUGCACCAUAAAUACAAAGGACUGAAGUUAUAAAAGAGAAAAAAAACAUUGCUGCUAAAAUGAAUCUGAGCAAUACAGUAUAUUUUGUGCCAUACACGAAAAGCAUGGCUGACAAGUGAUGUAGGUCUGCACCCAGGAUCUGAACCAGGGCCGCCAAAGUGGAGUGUGCUGAACUUAACUACUACAUCACAGGCCCGACCCCUAGGUACUAAAAAUUUACCAAAAAGAAUAUUUGUCAAUGAGAGAUAAAGCUGACUGGGAUAUCAAAAGCAAAACACUUGCAAAUAGUGGUCAUCAUGCGUAAAGGGGUGCUAAAGGACCCAGAGAUUGCUGAUCUGUUCUACAAAGAUGAUCCUGAAGAACUUUUUAUUGAUUUACAUGAAAUUGGACAUGGAAGUUUUGGAGCAGUUUAUUUUGCCACAAAUGCUCACACCAAUGAGGUGGUGGCAGUUAAGAAAAUGUCCUAUAGUGGGAAGCAGACACAUGAGAAAUGGCAAGAUAUACUUAAGGAAGUCAAAUUUUUACGACAGUUGAAGCAUCCUAAUACUAUUGAGUACAAAGGUUGUUACUUGAAAGAGCAUACUGCUUGGUUGGUGAUGGAGUAUUGCUUAGGCUCAGCCUCUGAUUUGUUAGAAGUUCAUAAGAAACCACUUCAGGAAGUAGAAAUCGCUGCCAUUACUCAUGGUGCCUUGCAGGGGCUAGCCUACCUGCAUUCUCAUUCAUUGAUUCAUAGGGAUAUUAAAGCAGGAAAUAUUCUUCUAACAGAGCCAGGUCAGGUGAAACUAGCUGAUUUUGGAUCUGCCUCAAUGGCUUCUCCUGCCAACUCCUUCGUGGGCACACCUUACUGGAUGGCUCCUGAGGUGAUCUUAGCUAUGGAUGAAGGACAGUAUGAUGGGAAAGUUGAUAUUUGGUCACUUGGGAUCACCUGUAUUGAACUGGCGGAACGGAAGCCCCCCCUUUUCAACAUGAAUGCAAUGAGUGCCUUAUAUCAUAUUGCCCAGAAUGACUCCCCAACGUUGCAGUCUAAUGAAUGGACAGAAUCCUUUAGGAGAUUUGUUGAUUACUGCUUGCAGAAAAUACCUCAGGAAAGGCCAACAUCAGUGGAACUAUUACGGCAUGACUUUGUUCGACGAGACCGGCCACUACGUGUCCUAAUUGACCUCAUACAGAGGACAAAAGAUGCUGUCCGUGAGCUAGAUAACCUACAGUACCGAAAAAUGAAAAAAAUCCUUUUCCAAGAGACACGAAAUGGACCCUUGAAUGAGUCACAGGAGGAUGAAGAAGACAGUGAACAUGGAACCAGCCUGAGCAGGGAAAUGGACAGCCUGGGCAGCAACCAUUCCAUCCCAAGCAUGUCUGUGAGCACAGGCAGCCAGAGCAGCAGUGUGAACAGCAUGCAGGAGGUCAUGGAUGAGAGCAGCUCUGAACCUGUCAUGAUGCAUGCUGACGAAAGCACAGUAAAUUCCAGUUCCUCGGUUGUGCACAGGAAGGAUCAUGUAUUCAUAAGGGAUGAGGCGGGCCACGGCGAUCCCAGGCCUGAGCCGCGGCCUACCCAGUCAGUUCAGUGCCGGGCCCUCCACUACCGGAACAGAGAGCGCUUUGCCACGAUCAAAUCAGCAUCUUUGGUUACACGCCAGAUCCAUGAGCAUGAGCAGGAGAACGAGUUGCGGGAACAGAUGUCAGGUUAUAAGCGGAUGCGGCGCCAGCACCAGAAGCAGCUGAUCGCCCUGGAGAACAAGCUGAAGGCUGAGAUGGACGAGCACCGCCUCAAGCUACAGAAGGAGGUGGAGACGCAUGCCAACAACUCGUCCAUCGAGCUGGAGAAGCUGGCCAAGAAGCAAGUGGCUAUCAUAGAAAAGGAGGCAAAGGUAGCUGCAGCAGAUGAGAAGAAGUUCCAGCAACAGAUCUUGGCCCAGCAGAAGAAAGAUUUGACAACUUUCUUAGAAAGUCAGAAGAAGCAGUAUAAGAUUUGUAAGGAAAAAAUAAAAGAGGAAAUGAAUGAGGACCAUAGCACACCCAAGAAAGAAAAGCAAGAGCGGAUAUCCAAGCAUAAAGAGAACUUGCAGCACACGCAGGCGGAAGAGGAAGCCCACCUUCUCACUCAGCAGAGACUGUACUACGACAAAAACUGUCGUUUCUUCAAGCGGAAAAUAAUGAUCAAGCGGCACGAGGUGGAGCAGCAGAACAUUCGGGAGGAAUUAAAUAAAAAGAGGACCCAGAAGGAGAUGGAGCAUGCUAUGCUAAUCCGGCACGACGAGUCCACCCGAGAGCUAGAGUACAGGCAGCUGCACACAUUACAGAAGCUACGCAUGGAUCUGAUCCGUCUACAGCACCAGACUGAACUGGAAAACCAGCUGGAGUACAAUAAGAGGCGAGAAAGGGAACUGCACAGAAAGCAUGUCAUGGAACUUCGGCAACAGCCAAAAAACUUAAAGGCCAUGGAAAUGCAAAUUAAAAAACAGUUUCAGGACACUUGCAAAGUACAGACCAAACAGUAUAAAGCACUCAAGAAUCACCAGUUGGAAGUUACUCCAAAGAAUGAGCACAAAACAAUCUUAAAGACACUGAAAGAUGAGCAGACAAGAAAACUUGCCAUUUUGGCAGAGCAGUAUGAACAGAGUAUAAAUGAAAUGAUGGCCUCUCAAGCGUUACGGCUAGAUGAGGCUCAAGAAGCAGAAUGCCAGGCCUUGAGGCUACAGCUCCAGCAGGAAAUGGAGCUGCUCAAUGCCUACCAGAGCAAAAUCAAGAUGCAAACAGAGGCACAACAUGAACGUGAGCUCCAGAAGCUAGAGCAGAGGGUGUCUCUGCGCAGAGCACAUCUUGAGCAGAAGAUUGAAGAAGAGCUGGCUGCCCUUCAGAAGGAACGCAGCGAGAGAAUAAAGUACCUAUUGGAAAGGCAAGAGCGAGAGAUUGAAACUUUUGACAUGGAGAGCCUCAGAAUGGGAUUUGGGAAUUUGGUUACAUUAGAUUUUCCUAAGGAGGACUAUAGAUGAGAUUAAAUUUUUUUGCCAUUUACAAAAAAAAAGAAAACAGAAAAAAAUUCAGACCCUGCAAAACCACAUUCCCCAUUUUAACGGGCGUUGCUCUCACUCUCUCUCUCUCUUACUCUUACUGACAUCGUGUCGGACUAGUGCCUGUUUAUUCUUACUCCAUCAGGGGCCCCCUUCCUCCCCCCGUGUCAACUUUCAGUGCUGGCCAAAACCUGGCCAUCUCUUCUAUUCAUAGUACACGUCACAGUAUUGAUGUGAUUCAAAAUGUUUCAGUGAAAACGUUGGAGACACUUGCAACAAAACCAAUAAACCAACAACAACAAAAAAGUGGAUGUAUAUUGCUUUAAGCAAUCACUCAUUACCACCAAUCUGUGAAAGUAAAGCAAAAAAAUAAUAAUAAAUGCCAAGGGGGAGAGAGACACAAUAUCCGCAGCCUUACACCUUAACUAGCUGCUGCAUUAUUUUAUUUUAUUUUAUUUUUUUGGUAUUUAUUCAUCAGGAAUUAAAAAAAAACAAAGUUUUAUUAAAGAUUGAAAAUUUGAUACAUUUUACAGAAACUAAUUGUGAUGUACAUAUCAGUGGUGACAUAUUAUUACUUUUUUGG